AUGGCUGCUUGGAAUAAAAACAGUCGUGGUGAUCUGGAAAAUGAAUUAUUCGAUGGAUAUGUUACUGACGCUGUGAGUGACGAUGAAGAAGACAAAGAAUGGCAGAGUGAAAAUAUAAAUCAAAUAUUUAAUACAUGCGAUUUCGAUCGAUGCGGUUAUUUAGACAAGGACAAAUUACAACGUAUUUGUCCACAUCUAAAUUCGAAUGAAAUAGAUCUCAUAUUCUCCAAUUUAGAUACAAAUAAAGAUAAUAAAAUUAGUCUGUCGGAAUUUUCUCGUGGUUUUAAAGCACUUUUAAGCGAAUAUGUCAGUAAUGAAUUCUCGGCAAAAACAUCAUCUUUAAAUCAUAAAUAUUCUUCAUCAUUACCGUCCAUGUCUGUGACGAACGAAUAUUCACGUUUAUUUUCAAAUGAUAAACAAGAUGUACAUUCUCAAGUCAAUGAAGUCUUGGAUGAUUUGGCGUGCCAAGAACAAGUAUUUGAAUUUUAUGAUAUACUUCGAAAUGGUGAUGCAGCCGAAUCCGUUGAACAAUUUCGAAAUAUCCUUGAAAUAUUUGUUCGUGACAUAUCAAAAUAUCAGCAAGAAACUAAACGUCUUGAAGAAGCUUAUAAACGUGAAAAAGAGAACCAUGAUAAAUACUUGAAACAUAUUGAAGAAGAUUAUGAACGUGAAAUGCGUUUGUUAGAAGAAAAUACAAGGCAAGAGGAAAAAGAAAAGUUUGAUCAAGAACGUGAGUAUUUGAGACAAAAAUCAGCUAAAGAAAUUUCGGAUCUUCAAUCGAUGAUACAACGAAUGCAAACGAUAGAAGAACGAUAUACAGAAAUGAAAACUGGUGAAGAUUCGGCAAUGUUAUCAUUAAGAAAUGAAAUAUUAAAAUUAACACAGGAGAAUCAAACACUGAACAGUUCAUUAAAUGAAUCUAUAACAUCAAUUGCUAUACUUAAAAGUGAUUUAUCAGCAAUGAAAGGACAUUUAAAUGAUAGACAAAAUCUACUUUUACAUGAAGUGAAUAAAAAACUCCGUGAUGACAAUGACAGUUUAAGAGCAUCAAUCGAAAGUGUCAAAUGGAGUUCAUCACGUGCACCAUCAGAAAAUUUAUCACCUUCUGUACGAAAUCUUAUAUCUCGUAGUGGAUCCUGUAUAGAUAAAUAUUGGAACAAUAAAUCAACAAUUAACGGCUUACCUGCUCAACAACCGUUGAUGCUUCAUCCAUCACAUUUGGCUAUGAAUACAAAUAUAAAAUCGUUUGAUGAUGCUGCUGAUUCGGAUGAUUUAGGUAGAAUACAACCGCUCAAUACUCCUAUUAGUACUGCCAAUGAUAGUGGCUUUACAACGUUUCGAGAUACAGAAGUUGAUUCCGACCGAGAACAGCAAUCACAAUCAAGUGAACCAUUAAAAGAAGCACCAAAUACAUUGACAGAUUCUAAAAACUCUCUUGCUCCCACAAAAAAAGAUAAUGGAACUGAUUCCGAUGACGUUUUUGAUGAUGACCGUGCUUCUAGUCCAGGGAAAUGGAAACACCGUUGGACAAAAUUGGGACUAGCAGCGAAAAAAACAAUGAAAACGCAAACGUUUCCAUUUUCAUUACCUCAGUUCACAUCAACAACACAGACAACACCUGAUCAACCAGAGCUUUUAUUAGAGCGAAUGUAUAGAAUUGUGUUUUGUGGUGAUACUGCCGUUGGUAAAAGUACAUUACUCAUGCGAAUAUGUAAAGGAAAAUUUAUUUCAAAUAUGAAUUCAACAUUGGGUGUUGAUGUUCAAAUAAAACAACUUGAAAUUGAUGGAACACGUGCAGCUCUUCAAUUGUGGGAUACAGGCAAAUUUCGAAGUGUAGCAAAAUCUUAUUUUCGUCGAUGUGAUGGUGUAUUCUUAGUAUAUGAUUGUACGUAUGAACGAUCAUUUCUAAAUGUUCGAGAAUGGAUCAAUAUGAUAAGUGAGGUAACAACAAAAACAGUUUCUGUCAUGAUUGUUGGGAAUAAAAUAGAUUUAAGAGACGAAGCAAGAAGUGAAGGUCGGACAGUGGUUGAAUACGAAGAUGGUAUGAGACUGAUGAAGGAAUAUGGUGUUUUGUUUAUUGAAACGUCAGCUAAAGAUGGUACAAAUUCAGAUGAAGCUCUUCUUGAAUUAGCAAGGGAUAUGCGUUGUAACGAAGACAUCCAAGUUAUUUCAUCUGGUAUAAAACUUGCUCAAGACAAUCCAAAAUCAACUUGUUGUUCGUGA
This is a messenger RNA of Didymodactylos carnosus, 2223 nucleotides long. Lineage: Eukaryota; Metazoa; Rotifera; Eurotatoria; Philodinida; Philodinidae. The record is from the annotation of a GenBank genome assembly.